Daphnia magna is the source of this 7510-nucleotide messenger RNA. It is a transcript of the gene tna, whose product is annotated as zinc finger MIZ domain-containing protein 2. The record is from RefSeq and is a predicted model, not a curated record. NCBI's taxonomy places the organism in Eukaryota, Metazoa, Arthropoda, Branchiopoda, Diplostraca, Daphniidae. Gene Ontology annotation, molecular function: SUMO ligase activity; zinc ion binding. Gene Ontology annotation, biological process: protein sumoylation; regulation of transcription by RNA polymerase II. The transcript has 15 exons. Bases 1945 to 5151 code for a protein of 1068 amino acids.
AUGUUCCACGCUUCGGUCAGAAUGCCUGUAGCGCACGACCGGGCAGCACGUCUCUGAAUACCCGUCCGUGUUUUUGUUAUUAUUCUUCGGAAAGAAAAAAAAAAAAACAGAAGUUUAAUUUCAAUUCGACUUGAACUCUCGUCGUCGCAGUUCCAGUGCAAUUUGGUGGACAUUUUGUUGUUGUUGUUUGUCUUGCGCUUUAAUUGUCUGAUUUUUGGAAAAGCGCAUUUUUUAAAACUUCCACCUUCAAAAUCAAAGAGAAGAAAAACUGUUGAAAUAAAGCAAACUGAUUUGUUUAUUUCUUUCUGCAGUGCGUGCGUGAUUGUGCAAGUGUGGUGUGUGUCUUCUGCUGGCCAGCAAUCCGUUAGCCGCUUCAAUAAUAGCGAAGAAAAAGAAAGAAAGAAAGCAAGAAAAAAAAAUAAAGGGUUUCAACCGUAAUACAGUGCCAGAAAUUGGACGGCCAUUCAUUCAGUGCCAAGUUGUUGUUGGAAACAGCCGGACUUGUUAAGCGGACGACACCAGCGCCGGCUAGAAACUCUGAAAUCAUUUGACUAAGCGCACACAUUUCUAUACGUUUGCAACAGUUAAACACAAGUGAUCGUUUCGUGCAACGUCUUCGCGCAAUCAGCGAGCGCGUGUGUGUGUGUGUGUGAUCGUUGGCUGCGGCUCUUCCGAGCUCCGGUUCCGAACACCAGCCAUCCGCAAAACACGUUCCGGUCUAUCUUAUUAUUAUCAAAAAAAAAAAAAAAACCCAAUGCGGUGCUUGUGUCUUCUCGAGUGCCGGCCUCUGCAGCCACGUAUUUGAAUUGUAAAUCAAUUCGGAUGCAUAUAAUCAGUGCGGACGCUUUUUCUUCCUGUUCGCCGUCGACCCUUUCUCCUUCGUCUUCCGCAUCCGCUCCAGACGAAGAAUAAAAAAAAAGGCACACAUUUCUUCUUUUUUUAUAACGCUCCGUCCGUUUAUCGCCUGGCGCGUAAGAAAUUCGAGAUCUUAACAAGCGGAGAGGGACAAGGAGCUUCUCAACGCUCCUGAUCCGCCUUUGUUGAUGUCGACGACGUUGUUGUUGGACGCCGAUGCGAUCGUGCGCGCAUGAAAACGACAAGAAAAACAUCUCGCCAGCAUUCCACCGCAUCAACAAGACCGGCCCUUUUUGAAUUUCUUCAACAGGAAAAAAACAAAAAAAAAAACAAAAAAAGAAAUUUUGAAACUCGCGCGCUCUCCGCCUCGUUGUCGUAUCAAAAGCCCUGAAGGCAAGGCCAGGCCAAUAAACAAGAAAAUUCAAAAUCCAGGAAACCUUGCGGUGCCAGUCGAUCGUUGUUUGUUUUGUUUUUUUCAAAUUUCUUGUUUUCGAUAGCGAGAAAAGAAAUCAAAAACGGUGAAGAAAUGAACGCGAACGUCAGCUGUCUUGUUGACCUGGCAGAAGUGGACAGCGUCGACAGCCGUGGAUUACCAUUAUCGUGAACUCGCAACAGCGCGUGAAAACACAUAGAAAGAGAGAGAGAAAGAGAGAGAGAGAGAGAGAAGUGGGGGGGAAGGUGUGCGCAAACGAGUGAAUAACAACGCGCUGCGUGUGCGUGUACGCGCGCGUGUGUCUAUGAGUGCAAGUGCCGGCAAAGGACACACGUAUUUUAAGGACGCAACCAACACAAUAAGGAGCUGCUGACACUUGAACAAACUGACAGAGAAAAUAAAAAAGGAAAAGAAAAACAGUUUGGGGCAAGGAAAACAUAGCGUCACUGAUCGCAAAAUCCAAUCGAAAGAGAGAAACACAGACACUUUGCUUGUCACGGUCGUAGCUCGGUGACUAAACGGAUUAUCUUAACUGUGGUGCAUUGAUUUUUGGUCACGCGGUUCUUCGCUUGUGCCAGGAUCUAUACGUCACAUCUUCGCUGCACACCUGAUUCCACUCCACACACACACACAGAUAUUUGUUUUCCUAUAGCGCCAUGUUUGGGUCAAGUAGUGACUGGUCGUCGGGAGGCGGAGCCCAGCAGCAGCAACAGCAACAACAGCAGCUGUCAGUGGUGACGGGAGCGUCCAGUUGGGGCGCGAGUGGAUCGGCCGCUGGAUCAGCAUCGGCGGCCUCCUCUUUCGGACAGUCGGCCGACAAUUCGGCCAUCACAAACGGCUACCAUCAUCCACACCAUCAGCACCAGUCGUCCUCUGCCAAGAAUUCCUCGUCCUCGACAGCCGCAUCGUUUCGGACCAACAUGGCAGCCAGUUACCAAAGUGGCAUGGGUACACCGACGCCCGGAGUGACUCCACCGGAUGCAGUCACGUCAGUCGGAGUCGUCGGUCUCCAGCAGCAACAGCACAACGAGCGUAACGAUCUCAGUUAUAAUCAGAUGGGCGGCAUGGGCCAGCAAGGCUUUAAUGGUGUCAACCAAUACGGCAUGAUGCAACAGCAGACGAGAGUGUCCAACGGCCAAGGUAAUUUCGGUCCUGUGAUGAACAGCGGCAUGAUGGGACCCGUCAUGAACAACAUGGCAACAACUGGAAACAAUUCAGGAGCCGGUGGUAACAUGAUGAUGAACAACGGCCCUGUCGGCGGCUUCCAGCACAACGGAAUGACUAAAAUGUCCUCAAUGCAGCAGCAGGAUCCGUACGGGUCGGGACAGGCGGGCAUGAACAGCCCCAUGUAUCGUGGCCGGCACGCACCUUACCCUAACGCUGCGCAGCACAGUUCGCAAAAGCGACAUCAUCAGCAGCAGCAGCAACAACAGCAGCAACAACAGCAACAAAUGAAUAAUUACGGCCAGUCCAUGUACGGCCCCGCUCAGGGUGGUUACAUGGGCAUGCGUCCGGGUUUCGCUGCCGGACCUCAGCAACAACAGCAGCAGUCACAACAAUUCCAGUCGAUGCAAAACAUGCAAAGCGCCGGUGGAUACCAAAAUCCGAAUGGCGUUCAAAUGCAACGAGGAGGUGGUAUGAUGAAUGGCGGUGCCAAUCUGCGACCGAUGAACAACAUGAACGGCAUGAACAUGGGCUACAACACUGGAACAACUGGCAAUGGAGCCCAGUACGGCUAUGGCAACGGCAAUAUGGUCAAUCAACAACAACAACAACAGCAACAACAACAGCAACAACAGUUUUAUCCCUCGCAACAGUCGAUGAUGAUACAAAAUCCAUCACAACAACAACAACAAAUGCUACAACAGCAGCAACAGCAACCCGCACAACUGCAGUUCCAGCAGCAGCAACAGCAACCUCCGGUGGGUGCGGGAUUCCAGCACAGUCCCAUUCCGGGCAACCCGACGCCACCUCUGACGCCGGCCGCCAGCCUGCCACCUUUCGCCAGUCCCAACAGCGAUAUCAAACCCACAUUGGCGCUGGGGCAGCCUAAAGACGAUGAACUUCGAUUGACUUUCCCUGUCCGAGACGGUAUCUUGUUAUCACCUUUCCGACUCGAACACAACUUGGCUGUCAGCAACCACGUAUUCCAGCUGAAACCCACCGUCCAUCAGACCAUUAUGUGGAGAAACGACUUGGAACUGCAGCUCAAAUGUUUUCAUCACGAAGACAGAGCCAUGAAUACUAAUUGGCCGGCUAGCGUUCAGGUGUCGGUCAACGCCACCCCGCUAAACAUCGACCGAGGAGAAAACAAAGCGGCUCACAAGCCACUCUACCUAAAAGAUGUUUGCCAAGUUGGGCGUAACACGAUCCAGAUCACCGUAUCAGCUUGCUGUUGCUCGCAUUUAUUCGUCCUUCAAGUGGUCCACCGGCCGAGCGUCCGUUCCGUAUUGCAAGGUCUCUACCGCAAGCGAUUGCUCCCCGCUGACCUUUGCAUCACCAAAAUCAAACGCAAUUUCAACAGUGUGGCCGCUGCUGCUGCAGCCAACGGCACCGUCUCUUCCACCAGCCCGUCGGGCGUCAGUUGCGACGCCGAUGGAGUUGAACAAACAGCUAUCAAGGUCUCAUUAAAAUGUCCGAUCACCUUCAAGCGGAUAGCUUUGCCCGCUCGGGGCCACGAAUGCAAACAUAUUCAGUGUUUCGAUCUAGAAUCCUACCUGCAGAUGAAUUGUGACCGAGGUUCUUGGAAAUGCCCAGUGUGCAAUAAAACUGCGCUGCUGGAGGGACUCGAGAUCGACCAGUAUCUGUGGGGCAUUCUCAACACGCUCAGCUCGAACAGCAGCAGCGCAUCCGACGCUGAAGAGGUCACCAUCGACUCGGCUGCCAACUGGAGGCCCGUCAAUCACAAAUUGAUGGGCGCCAGCGUCAAGACGGAGGAAGAUGGCGGUCAGGAGACUUCGUGUCACGGCUCCAAGAGAGCCAAAGUGAUGUCACCGGGCAGCGUGACCUUACCCACCAUGCCCAACUGGGAUUUGGGCCAGUCCUUGUCCCCCUUCUGUCCACCUGAUAUGAAUAGUAUAGCAAGCGGUUCCAUGAUGAACGGCAUGACGACCAGCAGUGGCAGCAACAGCAGCGCCGGUCAAAUCAUGACGAGUAGUGCCAUGGGAUCUCCUUUCGACAAUAUCCUCAACGGCGGCGACUGGAACUCGGUCGGCGGCAAUGGCCUGACCAGCAGCACCAUGAACACCACGCCCAGCCAAGACCCGCUGAGCAAUUUAAUGGACUCGGUUAACUCUCUUGAUCCGCUCAAUUCCAUGGGCAAAUCUCUCAACGAACAGAUGAAUUCUUUGGUGAACAGCGCCUCGUUGAAUAAUGCGGGCAUUCUCCUUGGUCCGGGAUCCGGCAAUAUGCCGGUGACGGGCAAUAACAGCGGCAAUAGCAACACUAGCGCACCAAGCAGCAGUCAUCGAAGUCUUCACGCACCGCAAACGCCGGCCAAUAUGUUGAACAUGGGUCAUCAGCAACAGCAGCAGAAUCAACAACAGUCGCAGCAGCAGCAACAACAGCAAGCGAUACGAAACGACGCUUUGGCCCAGUUGGAUCUUUCAUCGGAUUUGAAUUUCGAUCCGGCAGCCGUCAUUGACGGUGGCGGUGAAGGCCAAGAAGGUCUAAACUUGCUGCCGGACAGUGUAGUCGAUCCGAUGGAUUUACUCUCCUACCUGGAUCCACCUGAACUAGCGACGCCGCCGUCAAGUGGCGGCAGUAGCGUCGGUGGUGGUGGUAACAGCCUCAGCGGUCAACUCAGCACCGGAAGCUUAUGUGUCAACAGCACUAACGAUGACCUGCUGGCCUUGUUUGACUAGAUGAACGUCCUUAUUCUAGCCUAUAAACAGCAGACACUUGCAAUCUGCAUUUUCUUGCCCAGCACCGGCCCUGCUUUGACACAAUCGAGCGUGGACGAAUUGAAUUUGAAAGGGGGAGAAACAAAAGAAAAAGAAAAACCCAGUGAUGAAUUUUUUGGAGACAUUUUUGUAUCGUCCAGUUUCAACGAGUGUUACGUAGCAGGAAGUGUGGACGAGCGGCCGAUAAUGAUGGCUCACUAAGUGUCAUCAAAUUUCAAUCAUUUUUUGUACAAAACAAAACAAAGAAGGGAAGCAAGAAAACUGAAACAAUGAACACACACACGUAUAGGAGAAAAAAAAAACAAUGAAGCCAAAGAAGUUGUUUCCUCGUCUCCCCGCCCACAUUUACCCGCCUUUCAGUUUGAGUUGAUCGAAAUGAGCGUAAACAAAAGUAAACACAUAAAAAAUAAAAAAAACUAAAGAAGAUGGAAAAACAAAAAAAGCGUGGAUGGUGAACGGAGCGUACAAACUCUUUUUGUCUGAAAUAUCAAGAAUAUUUGCGUCGAAUUCACAUACGAAGCUUAUCAUCAACUUAAUCAUCUCUGUUCAGGUGUUUAUUCUUGCUUAGUUUUUUUUUUUGUUUUUUUGUUUGUUAGGAAAUGUGUUUUCUUUUUCUUUUUUUUUAUGUUUUACAAUUGUUUGGAACAAGUGUUUUCUUUGCCCGUGUAUAAUGUAGAAAAGAGUCUAUAGAAUCUGUCCUCUCCGAUCCCCCCAAAUGAUAUGCUUCAAGCAAAAGAGGAAGACAUUAAAAAAAAAAAAAAAAAAAGAAAAGAAAAAUUAUAGAUGAAGACACAAAAUGUUGUACAGAAAUGUUUAUCUCUCCCUCUUGCCCCGCCCUACUCUCUGGCUCCUAAAGAAAGCAGAUGAGAUACAAAAAAAAAAAAAAAAAAGAAGGGGGGGAGACGCCGAUGCAAAUUAGGGAUAAAAAUUUGAUUGCUUUCGAUGCGUCUCCUCAUACGUAUUCCUGAUUUCAUCUAUGCGGUAUUGACAUAUUGUGUUAUUAUUUUUUUUUUUUUGCCUGUCUCUCUCUGUCUCAUUUCCUCUUUGUCAUUUUUAUUGAAUCAUAUAAUGCGACUUGUACCGCUAUGUAUGCGAAAGCGAAAAGAAAAUAAUAUUCCAGCAAAAACAAAACAAAACAAACAAAAAGAAAGAAAUAAGUUUGCAAAACAUAAAAAAAACAAAAAAAAACAAAAAAAAAGAUUGUGAGUACCAAGAUAUAAAAAGUGCUAAUAAUUUCUCGAUUAUAUUAUUUUUUUAUUUGUCAGGAGCCGUUUGUUUAAGUCUAUUUUUGGUCGUUGAUUUCCCUACAUAAUUGGCUUUGAAUGUGCCGUUACCGUAGAGAUAGGGAAAUGUUCGUCUUUUUUUUGUUGUUGUUGUUGCAGUCAAUCAUACCAUCCUUUGAGUGAAUUAUUGGAUGAAGAAAAGGGAUAAAAUAAGCGCGCAAUCGCAGCCGAACAAAUAAAAUGAAAAUCAUUGUAAAUAAAAAACGAAUAAGCUAAUUUUGCUUUCAGUGGUCUGAAAUUAUUGAUGAUAAGCUUCUUUCUGAUCUGUUCAUUAAAUGACUGUCAUAUUCUCGCGAUUGAUAUAGGCCAGACAAUUUUUCCAAGAAAAAAUUUUCUUUCUCUCAUCUUUACUUUUUGUGUAAAAAAAAGAAAUAAUAAUAAUAAAAAAGAAAAAGAAAUGUUUUUACAGUAAGAGACAGAUCGAUGGAAACAGAUUGCCCAGUCUAAGGGGUGUAAGGGAAACUCACGAUGAGAAUCCCACUAUUUUCACGAAAUACAGGUCUGUUGACGCAUAUUGUCUCGCUCCGUAAUAUGCCACUCCCUCGUUUCUCUGGCGGUAGAAAUCGAUCCAUUUUUCAUUUUCGUAUCGUCUCCCUGAACACAAUUGUUUGUACUAUAUAUACUGAAUAUCAAACAGAAGCAGUAAACAGGCAAAAUAAAAAAAAAGAAAGAAAAAAAAAAAGAAAAAAUAUCGCGAAUUGAAAGCAAAGAUUUUGCGCGCUGAUGGUUUUUGUAAGAAAAACGGCAAAUUUACAUAUGAUAAUAUUCCUCCUUCUUUGAUCGUUUUAUUCCCUUUGUCAUCGUAUGUUACAUAUAAUAUAUAUAUAUAUAUAUAUAUAUAUAUAAUCCAAUAUUCUAUGCAGUGUCUUUUUACGUUCCUCGAUCAUUUUCACUUUCGCCCGUUUCCGCGCUGUCUCUUUUCUUUUCUCUCUCUCUUUUCUCACUGUCUCUCUUUGUUCUCGUUUGAAUUUUUCAUUUUGUACAGAAGGUUGGAAAGAAGCAUUGCAUACGCCAAAUAUAUAACACACAGCACUGGA